Messenger RNA from Fonsecaea nubica, 789 nucleotides. RefSeq lists its product as hypothetical. Gene Ontology annotation, molecular function: oxidoreductase activity. NCBI's taxonomy places the organism in Eukaryota, Fungi, Ascomycota, Eurotiomycetes, Chaetothyriales, Herpotrichiellaceae. The record is from RefSeq and is a predicted model, not a curated record. The transcript has a single exon. Bases 1 to 789 code for a protein of 262 amino acids.
AUGUCACCGAACUACAUCGACAAGCUCCGCGGCAAGUCGCUUGUCAUUGUUGGCGGAACAUCCGGCGUAGGUUUUGCAGUUGCAGAAGCUAGCCUCGAGUUCGUCGCCAAAGUCGUCGUUGUCAGUCGGACGCAGGAAAAUGUGGACAAGGCAGUGCACAGACUCAAGACUUCCUACCCUCAUGCAGCCACCAACGUCCGGGGUAACGCUUGUGACUUAUCCAGCGAGCAAGCAGAGAAAGAUCUCACCAAUGUCUUUGACUUCGCCACCGAUAAUGGAAUAAACCUUGUCGACCAUGUUGUCAGCACCGCUGGUGGAAUGCCGAACCCUAUUACUCUUGCCGAAGUGACACCCAACGACCUCGUCGCAGCGAGCAAGUACCACUUCAUCGGCGACUUGAUCCUUGCCAAGGUUGCGGUCAAGUACCUCAAACAGACGUACACGUCCUCGAUCACCUUGACCGGCGGCGCGGGCACGUAUAAGCCACCACGCGGCUGGCCCAUGUGGGCCGGUGUGGGCGGGGCAAAAGAUGCGCUGACGCGGAGCCUCGCGUUGGAGCUCAAGCGGGUUCGUGUAAACCUCGUCUCUUUGGGAGCAAUUCGGACGGAGUUGUUCGACCGGGCUGUCGCAGGAGCGGGAGAGGCAGUCGCCGAGGCCGCGAAGAAGGCCUUUGUGCUCGCUAGGUUAGGGGAGCCUGGAGAUGUUACAGAGACUUUUCUGGCGAUAAUGAGGAAUAAUCUUGUGACGGGCACUGUCAACAUUGUUGAUGGGGGCGCUCUGCUCACAUAA